This is a messenger RNA of Oldenlandia corymbosa var. corymbosa, 3055 nucleotides long. NCBI's taxonomy places the organism in Eukaryota, Viridiplantae, Streptophyta, Magnoliopsida, Gentianales, Rubiaceae. The record is from the annotation of a GenBank genome assembly.
GGAGGACCCCCCUGACUGUCUUAAACUCAGUGGAGAUUUUCUCAGGAAAACAAUAAAAAAAGAUAUUCAGGGAAAAAAGAAAAAGAAAAAAAAAAGAGAAACCUUUAUCACAUCAAUGUACGUAAGAAUUGCUUGUCUAGAAGAUAAGAAAAUGGAAAAAAGAGAGGAAAUUUUACCGUUACAGAAACCCACGUGGCAUCCAUUCCCCAGCCACCUGUCUUCUUCAGUCCUCCUCCUUGGAUUCUCGCCUUCACACCCACCCCUUCUUUUCUUCCUCCUUUUGCUUCCAAAACUCCCCCAACCCAAUUAUACUACUGUUUGUAUUCUAUUUUUGUUCGUUUCCGAUUCCUUCCAUUCAUCCAUGCAAUUAAUUCCUCACAUUCUGAAUCCCCGAAUUCUGAUUUUUUCACCGCUGCCGUUUCAAUCGCCUUCAUUAAUAUCUCGUGAUCACAGAUUGUCGUUACUGAAAACAGUUGUGGUAAUUGGUAAACGGAGCAGCCCCUUUUAUCUGUAAAAAAAUCUGUACAUUUUUUUAGGUGCUAUGCUGUCCUAGAAGUCGAGCAAUGACGUCACUUCCCGGCGGAUUUCCCGGUAUUACUGUUGUUGUUGUUAUAAUUCAAUGUGCUCUGUUUCUCUCCUUGUUGAACAAUGUUUUAGCGGUGGAAUUUGAUUUCGGCGCCCUGACAUUAACAAGCCUGAAGUUGAUCGGAGAUGCGCACGUGUACAAUCAGACCGUGAGGCUAACUCGUGACCUCACCGUUCCCAACUCCGGCGCCGGGAAAGUUCUGUACUCGAAGCCAGUCAAGCUGCUCCAGCCGGGAACUCAGAAGCCGGCAAAUUUCUCCACAUUCUUCUCAUUCUCGGUGACUAAUUUGAACCCGUCCUCCAUCGGUGGCGGUUUAGCAUUCGUCAUCACGCCGGAUGAUGCGUCAUUGGGUGACGCCGGGGGAUAUUUGGGGAUCGUUGACUCAAAGGGCACACAAACCGGCGUCGUCGCGGUUGAAUUUGACACUCUGAUGGACGUUGAGUUCAGGGAUAUUAACGGAAACCAUGUGGGAUUGGAUCUGAAUUCAAUGGUAUCAAAUCAAGUCGGCGAUUUGGACGCCGUAGAAGUUAAUCUAAAAAGCGGUGAUUUAGUUAACUCGUGGAUUGAUUACUCCGGUACAACCCGCACUCUCGAUGUGUAUGUAUCCUACUCAAAUCAGAAACCAAAAGAGCCAAUUAUAUCAACAAAGCUCAAUCUUGAUGAGUAUGUGAAGGAAGACAUGUAUGUUGGGUUCAGUGGGUCGACUCAGGGGAGCACUGAAAUUCAUUGCAUUGAAUGGUGGAGCUUCAGUUCUUCAUUGGAACCAAUUCCCAAGUCCAAUUCAGCGUCAGCAGUGUCAUCACCCCCGCCGCCGCCGCCGCCAUCGCCAACAGCUGGUUUUAUGAAUCCCGGCGGCGCCGACAAUGUCAGUUCCACCGCUCCACCUCCGGCUGGUAAUGAUAACCUCAACGAUACAACCUCAACAAUACACGAGAGCAAUAGCAAGUGUCAUAACCAGUUCUGUAGACAGGGCCCAGGCGCCGUCGUUGGGGUGGUUACUGCUGGCGCCUUCUUUCUAGCCUUGUGUGCUCUGCUUUUAAUAUGGGUUUAUUCCAAGAAGUUCAAACAUUCCAAAAAUUCCGAGAAUUUGGCCCAGGAUAUCAUCAAAAUGCCCAAGGAAUUCAGCUACAAGGAGCUUAAAUUAGCGACAAAGGGUUUCGAUUCGGCGAGAAUCAUCGGACACGGUGCAUUUGGAACCGUGUACAAGGGCAUAUUGCCGGACAACGGCGACAUUGUUGCGGUGAAGAGAUGCAGUCACAGUGGACAGGGGAAAGCAGAGUUCUUGUCUGAAUUGUCCAUAAUUGGGACCCUCCGGCACCGGAAUCUGGUUAGGCUUCAGGGAUGGUGCCAUGAAAAGGGUGAAAUUUUGUUAAUUUAUGACUUGAUGCCUAAUGGCAGCCUGGAUAAGGUAUUAUUCGAGUCCAGAAUGGUAUUGGCGUGGCAUCAUCGGCGGAAAAUUUUGUUAGGCGUGGCUUCUGCUUUGGCUUAUUUACAUCAAGAGUGCGAAAACCAAGUAAUUCACAGAGACAUUAAGAGUAGUAAUAUCAUGUUAGAUGAAGCAUUCAAUGCGAGGUUAGGAGAUUUUGGGUUAGCUAGGCAAGUUGAACAUGAUAAGUCCCCUGACGCCACCGUCGCCGCCGGUACAAUGGGUUACUUGGCUCCGGAGUAUUUAUUAACCGGUAGAGCCACUGAGAAAACCGACGUUUUUAGCUACGGAGCGGUGGUUCUUGAGGUGGCAAGCGGGCGGAGGCCGAUCGAGAAGGAAGUCACCGGAGUAGGGAAAGUCGGAGUGAACAGUAAUCUGGUGGAAUGGGUUUGGAGUUUGCACCGGGAAGGGCGGUUGUUGUCGGCCGCCGACCCGAGGCUGUGUGGGGAGUUCGAGGAACCGGAUAUGAGGCGGGUUCUGUUAGUCGGGUUGGCUUGCUCGCAUCCGGAUCCACUGGCUAGGCCGACAAUGAGGGGUGUGGUACAAAUGCUGGUGGGUGAAGCUGAGAUUCCAUUGGUGCCAAGAGCAAAGCCGGCAUUGAGUUUCAGCACUUCUCAUCUUUUGCUCAACUUGCAAGACAGCGUUUCCGAUUUGAAUGGUAUGAUCACCCUCUCCACUUCCUCAUCGGAACGGACCUUUACCGGUGUUGGUGGUUUCGACGGCGACGCCCAUAGUUUGGUUUAAUUAAUUAAUUAUAUACAUAUUGCCGCUAUAGUAAUUUAUUCAUUUGUUUAAUAAUAGUAUAUUAUUCGAUUAGAAGUGGUAAUAAUUAAGAAUAAUAUAAUGUUGUCCAGAUGGACCAUAAUAUUGUUAGCUAGCUGUGUAUAAUUAGGGAUACAGUUUUCUUGUCUUGCUUUAACGUUCUUCUAUUUGCAAUUGGUUAAAACUUGUGCUGGUUGCUAAGAGGCCUAAAGUUAAGGGCAAAAGAUGUGCAAGUGCAAUGGAGGUCGUUUUCUUGGUUUUGGACUUUUGGGACAUAGGGA